This is a messenger RNA of Phascolarctos cinereus (koala), 1810 nucleotides long. RefSeq names its product SPARC-like. Gene Ontology annotation, biological process: anatomical structure development. Lineage: Eukaryota; Metazoa; Chordata; Mammalia; Diprotodontia; Phascolarctidae. Gene Ontology annotation, molecular function: extracellular matrix binding; calcium ion binding; collagen binding. The record is from RefSeq and is a predicted model, not a curated record.
ACAGCCCUGCUUUUGGACUCUAGACAUUGCCCCAUGCCUGGACUCUGAGCUGAGCGAGUUUCCCCUGCGCAUGCGUGACUGGCUGAAGAACGUGUUGGUCACCCUUUAUGAGCGUGACGAGGACAACAACCUGCUGACUGAGAAGCAGAAACUCAAAGUCAAGAAGAUCCAUGAGAACGAGAAGCGCCUGGAAGCUGGUGACCACCCAGUAGAGCUGCUGGCCCGGGACUUUGAGAAGAACUACCAAAUGUACAUCUUCCCCGUGCACUGGCAGUUCGGCCAGCUGGACCAGCACCCCAUUGAUGGGUUCCUCUCCCACACUGAACUGGCCCCACUUCGGGCCCUGCUCAUUCCCAUGGAGCAUUGUACCACUCGCUUCUUUGAAGCCUGUGACCUGGACAAUGACAAGUACAUUGCCCUGGAUGAAUGGGCCGGCUGUUUUGGCAUCAAGGAUCAGGAUAUCGACAAGGACCUGGUGAUCUAAGCCAGAAGCCUCUUUCCUGGUGGCCCAAGUUUUCUUUCCUUACCUCCCGACUUCCUAUUUUCUUUUAUAAUUAAUGUGUGUGGUUGGUUUGUUCUUUCUCCCUGGGAAUGAGAUGCUAAUAUAGGUCUAAGAUGUGUGUAUUAACGGUGCUAAAAACCAAACGGAAAAUGAAGCCGUGACUUUCUGGCUGUCUAACCUACCCUAUCUGAGGGCCGCUCACUCACUCAAUUACUUCUGCUAGUCUUCUUCUUCUUCUUCUUUCUUCUGCAGCAAUGCUUACUGAUUCCAUGGUGUACGGGGAGCAAUUCCAAUCCACUUUGAUCCACCCUACGUGGCGGCCCUCCUUUUUGGUUCAGAUCCACACUCUAAUUUUUAAAACCGAAUAACUCACAGUCAGGUUCUGCAGUUCUUUUAACUCCAGGGCAUCAGCCCCUGGCCCAUGGGCGAGGGAGAGGAAGGGGAUGAGCAGAGGAUGUUGGAAAUGGUGGUGAAUUUAAGAAAGUAGUGGAAUGGUCCUGGGUGGAGAUUUCCUGGGGUCUUCCCCAGAGAAGGAGAAACCAGUGUAAAGGAAAGCAAAAAAAAAAAAUCCAGACGUACUUCAAUUGAACAAUAAUUUGUCAAAACAAAAGCACAGAAAAAGAAAGACAAAGAAAAGCAGAGACUGUAAAUUCAGAAACCAUCACACACACCCAGGCCCUCCCUCCCCCUCACCCCACAAAACAUAAACUGAAGAAAAUGCUCUCCACUGUUAUUUCUGUCCCAUUGCUCUAACAUUGGGCUGUUUCUUCUGCUUCUGCUUAGUAGGACCCCCGCUACCUCCCUCAAGGCACACUACCCCCUUGCUCUAGAAGCUUGUUUCUACUCUUGUAUCUCUUAUCUUUAAAUUCUUGCCCCCCUCAGGGAAGCCCCAAAUUUGUAUGCUGUUUCGGACAAAGGACCAAAAAAACACCCUAUGCCCAGUGGAGCUCGCUGUUCCACUGCUGUGGCUGAUCCCUGGAGGGGCUUUCCUAGCUUCUGUCUGUUCUGUGUGUGUGUGUGUGUGUGUGUGUGUGUGUGUGUGUGUGUGUGUGUGUGUGCGCCUGUGUGUGUGUGUGUGUGCCUGUGUGUGUGAGGGUGUGUGAGGGGUUUUUGUUUGUUUGUUUUUAAUGAAGAUAAGAUCUUCACUGUGAAAGGGAUGUCAACUCUCUCAGGAGAUUGAGGACCCUUUCACCUCCAGUGUUCCAUGUGCUGCUGCUUCUCAUUAAUCCUCUACAGUCUUGCCACGUGGUGUGAGCAAUCUGACAAGUUUCAGAAUAAAAAGUAAUUACUUGGAAACCUGCAGACUCA